AUAACAAUCUAAAUCUCUUGAAAUUAAUCAAAGUUCCGGCAAGGAAAAUUCUGCGUGAUAUUGACGAAGUGAAAGAGACCAAAACCAUCAAAGAGCAAGCGCGCCUCUCUCGCCUGCAGCGUCCUCUGCGAUUACAGCUGACAUCAUCAAGAUGUAAAAACGCACAUGUAAUGGUUCAGGUUUACCGACGGGCGUCGGCCAUGCCAUGAACAUGUUUACGUUCCCGCGUUUUUUCGCACCACGUGUAACAAGACGCGUGUGUCACGAUUCGUGAAUUUUGCAUUGAGUCAACAAUAACCGCUCCAGGAUGUUGGAGUCGACCAUCCAGGCGCUGGCGAACGGCAGGACGAUCCUGGCCAGCGGUUCCCCGAGGCGGCACGACAUAAUCAGGCACUUGCGCAUUAAUGCGGAAGUGGUGCCGUCCCUCUACGACGAGAACCUCGACAGAUCCAAGUAUGACGGUCACGGGGAAUACGUUCAGGAUAUCGCCAGGUACAAGGUGCUCGAGGUAUACGAGCGUCUGAAAGCGGACCCGGUACCGCCAUCCUUGAUAAUAGGCGCGGACACCAUGGUGACGAUGGGUGAUGUCAUUUUUGGGAAGCCAAAGAAUGAAGCGGAAGCAUUCCAAAUGUUGUCUAGUCUAGCGAAUAAGCAGCAUGUCGUCUACACUGGUGUGUGUCUGAAAACACCAAAAACUGAUAUCCAGUUUUAUGAAUCUGUCAAAGUAAAGUUCGGAGACAUAUCGGAGAGACAAAUAAGGGAGUACAUUAAAACUGGAGAUCCCAUGGAUAAAGCAGGAGGCUAUGGUAUACAGGGCUUAGGGGCUUGCCUAAUUGAGAAAAUAGAUGGGGAUUAUUAUACCGUAACAGGCCUGCCACUGUACUCGUUGGCUAAACAACUGAACCGAAUGUUCUCCAACGUUUAGCGGGAAUAUCCUAUUGUGCCUGUCAGUACCUGAAACACAACCAUUGUAUCGUCGUGCUUACGUGAAUAAAUUUUAUUACGCUAAAA
Messenger RNA from Pogonomyrmex barbatus (red harvester ant), 1011 nucleotides. RefSeq lists its product as uncharacterized. NCBI's taxonomy places the organism in Eukaryota, Metazoa, Arthropoda, Insecta, Hymenoptera, Formicidae. Gene Ontology annotation, molecular function: nucleoside triphosphate diphosphatase activity. The record is from RefSeq and is a predicted model, not a curated record.